CCUUUCACUUGGGAGUGAGCAGCGCGACGGCGGUGAAUCAUAUAAUUGCAUUCAGCAAGCGUAUGAUAUGUCCUCCUGCUGAUUAGCCAAGACCUUGGUUUUUUUCAUAGCAGACUAACUAGUCACCGCAUCAAAAGCGAAAUUUUGACAAGCCCAAAUUGCCUUCAAAAAGCGUGUUACAAGGCGAGACAUUGUGAUUCUUUGUCUUUUUUUAAAUUAUUUUGCUGAAGGUUGUUUAACAAAAUGGACGGUGACUGGGAUAUCGAGAAGUAUAAGAACAAGUUCGAGCCUGAAGAACAAUGGGAAUUGAAGAAGCAAUUCAUGGAAACACACAAAACUCUUUUCUCUGAAGAUCGUGUUGUUUGCCUCGCCCAGGUUCUCGUCAACAUGGAAAUUUUAGGAACAACAUAUCCUCUAGAAACCAUGAGGACUGUUAAUGAAUUAUCGGUAGAUAUUGUUGGAGAGUUCAGAGAAAAACAAAAGACAAGACUUCAGAGAACAUUUGUGGGGGCUGCAGCAGCUGCUAAUGCUAAAUUCAGUCGCAAAUAGACAUGGGAUUUGCUGCAUCAUUUUUUACAGUUCUGAUAAUUCAUAAAUUGAAAUUGACAGCCUAAUUAUUACAAUGCAUCAUCAUUGAUGAAAUCUGAUACACAAAAUGGAUGAAUAUUCUCAAACUUCUUUUAAUUUUUAAAUUUAUAUUUCCAUAAUUUACAUACAAGUAAGCUUACAACAUUGUUUUGGUGAGUAUCUGCUUAGCUUGAAUGAAUAAUCAAUUGUCACGGUGUUACAUCUCUUCUCCUUAAUGCAAUAGCUUCAUCAGGACUUUAAUGAAUUUUGUAGGCUUAAUCUUUUCAGAUUAUACACUUUAUAUUGUGUAAGCCUUGCAGAAUAUUAUCUGUUGAAGUUUGAAUAUUUUUCUCCUUUCAGCUUUAGGUUGCAGGAGUGUAUACUGACUUAAUAGUUAAUUCCUCUACAGUGUUUGAGGUUCAAUAUUAAUUUGAUCAGAUGUUCAUCAAGAAAAACAUUGAAUGUUGAAUGUUAUAACUUAUAAAUGAAUAUCAAAAUAGGACUAGAAGCGCUAGAAGCCCAGAAAUAAAAAUCGCGAAUUGGAGACAGAAUCAUCGGAGAAAAGCAAGCACCAUGAAGCAAGUUGCAACUCCGCAAGCGCUUGAGUCGACGCCAUUCGGAAUUUCUUUCAUGCUCAUUAGUAUCACCUUUGUAGCAGACGCUAGCUUGAUUGAAGUGAACAUCAAUCAAGUCAAAACUCAGACUGCUCGGUAGCAACAAGACUUCUCAAAGUUAUUCUUUAGUUUUAAAAUUGUAUCAAUAUAUGAUAAAAUCAGAAACCUUUUUUACUUUAUGACAAUGGAACGAGAUUGGGAUAUCAGCAGUUAUAGGAAUAAAUAUGAACCAGAUGAGCAAUGGGAAAUGAGAAGAAAGUUUAUGGAGGCAAAUAAGCAUAACCUGCCUGAAGAUCGAGUUGUAUGUCUUGCUCAGGUUUUGGUGAACAUGGAAUUUUUGGGAACAAAAUAUCCUAUUGAAACGAUGAAAACUGUUAAUGAACUGUCACAGGAGAUUAUUGGAGAAUUCAGGGAACGACAGAAGUCAAGGCUGCAGCGGACAUUUGUUGGUGGUACUGAUGCUGCAAGUGCAAAAGCAAAUGGUAAACGACCUGCUAGCACAUUGAAACCUCAAACAGAAAUGAGAAUUGCAGAAUCAAACGCAUCAUAUUUCUUGUCUGCUAUCCUUUCAAGUAGAAGUGCUGUUGUAAAAGAAGAAACCACGUUAAAACAAGAAGAAACUAGCAAAUUGAAUACGUUAACAAUAGCUUCAAACGGAAAUGACAGUAAAACGGAAUCACGCAAAAGAAAAAAGAAAAAAGUAGCUCGUUCUGUUGAAGAAACACACACGGACAACGUUACAUCCAGCAGCGACUGUAUGGUAACGCGGGAUUCUUCGCAAGUUUCUCGUCAAUCAGAGGAAAUUGGUGAACCCACCAGUAGAAAGAAAAAAAUUAAAAACAAGAGUGUUGAAAUUAAAAUGGAAGCGUACCCAAAGCUUUCAAAUUUCGUAAUAAUAAUGCUUAAGAAGGAAAAAACAAGAGUCACACGGAGUGCCUCCGGCGAUACUCUUUCGAAACCAAAUUACCGACAAAUAAUUGAAAAUUCUGCCCGUUUAUCUGCUGUUCAGCUACAAGUCGUAACAAAUUUUUCGAAUAAUCAGAAGAAAUGGGAAACUGUUCUUCUUUUGGAUGGUAGAAAAAUUGCGUCGUCGCUUCACGAAAAUCAGAAAUUGUCUGCAAAAAAUGUCUCUAAACUGGCCUUUACCAAUUUGGAAAAGACCCACUACCAAAUUGUUGUAACUGACACCAAGUGUGUUUCAGUUGGGCACUUCAUGUCGCAAGAAGAAGAUAACAGGCUAACACGAGCUGAAAACAUGUUGAGUACUAAGAUUACAAAAGAAGUUAUGAGAGGGAAAGCAAAUUCAACUCAAGAUUGUUCCACUGACCACGCUUUUGAGAUCUUAUCAAAACGUGAGAAUACCAUCACACAACCAGUUCAGUCUACGUCUGCUAUGAGAAUGAUGAAAUUGAUGGGUUGGACUGAGGGGACCGGGCUUGGACUGCAACAGCAAGGAAUUGUCGAACCGAUAAAAUCUGACGUGGUUGUUGGCAGAAAGGGUAUUGGUUACGACGACGGUUCCAGAAAUGCUGAACCAUUUGCAAAAAGUAUUCGUCGCUACCUACAGAAUUACAAAAACAGCGCUUCAGUCCAUAAUAUUGUAUUUUCCAGUGAGUUUUCCAGUGAAGAGAGGAAGUUUAUUCACGAUGUUGCUCGUAAAAUGGGAAUGCUCUCUUCCAGCAUUGGCAAGGAGCCUAAACGUCAGUUGACUGUCCGUCGCUCCCCCUGUAAACCUCGCCCUUUAAUUGAACUACUUAAUCGACUCAUAGAAUCAAAACUUUCAGAUCCUCUCUUUUCUAGAAUCAAUCUUAUUUCACCAACAGGCUAGCUUCUUGAAUAAUAUUUUUGCUUGUGAAUCCCAAUAAAAUGCGUUGGAUUUCACAUUAAAA
Messenger RNA from Daphnia pulicaria, 3070 nucleotides. RefSeq lists its product as uncharacterized. The record is from RefSeq and is a predicted model, not a curated record. Lineage: Eukaryota; Metazoa; Arthropoda; Branchiopoda; Diplostraca; Daphniidae. Bases 1360 to 3009 code for a protein of 549 amino acids. Gene Ontology annotation, molecular function: nucleic acid binding. The transcript is spliced from 12 exons.